CCCAAGCUUUUUGAAAAAAUUAAUGGCCAUCUGUCUGUCCAAAGAACUUCUGAAACAGUAACGUCUGACAACGGCCCCUUGAUCAUGCCAGUAGAAGAACCUAUGAAACAAACGUCCUUCCAACAUUACUUAAUUGUAAAACCUGUUGAAUUGAUGCCCAGGACCCAACACAUGGUGCAGAAUAAUCUGGUGAUAAACUCAACUAUGGCAAAUCCCAUCGACUUGUCGGCCGCAUCGAAACCAAAGGCAGGGAUGGCGGAAACCAUGAAUGGCUUGUUUAAAACAUUGAUGAACUUCAAUACAUUCGUAACUGUGGCGCCAGUGCCGGAAAAUCCAUUCAACAAACCGGUGAUGGAAGAAUCUUUGCCAAUCGAUGAGACCCAAAAAUCGGAAUCAAAGGAAAACCAGCCAGAGGUUUUUGGGAAAAAAGUUAGAAAAAAGAAGAGAAUAAGUAGCCAAGGUCAAGUUCUUCUGUACUGUCCGAAUUGUCACGAUGCCAAUGAAAAAAUUCGCGGCCUGAACGUAACGGUGUGUUUCUUGUGCAAGCAAAAUUUUCGUUACAUGUGCAAACACUGUGGCAAUUCGUACAAGACCCUGGGCUCGUGUACUCAACACUUGAAAAUUCAUUCGCAGUGAUGCAUGCACGUAUCCGUUAUUAAAGUAUUUAAUAGUUUGAUAAAAUAAUCAAAGAAUAAAGUAAAGUAUUUUGAUGAUUUGAUAGAAUCGUUUAACGAACAAAUAAAUGUUUAGAUUAUCUCGAGGAUUCAUUGUAAUUUGACAAUGAAAAAAAAAUUAUUUUUUUUUAAUACUUUUUUGUGUGUCUAGCAACUAUCAAUGCCAAAAGAAAUUAUAAAAAGUUUAUAUAUGUAUUGUUUUUGAUUAGCUUAUAAUUUUGAUUAAA
Molecule: messenger RNA, 901 nt
Organism: Copidosoma floridanum
Lineage: Eukaryota; Metazoa; Arthropoda; Insecta; Hymenoptera; Encyrtidae
Source: RefSeq, a predicted model, not a curated record